AGCGCACUGUCUUCUCCAGGAGCGCGUUCAGCCUCCUCUCACACGCUCUCUGCACCUCCGUCUGGUGGGAUGAGAACACACUGUGGGACUGAGAUGCGGUGAACUUUUGUCUUCUUUUUUUUUUUUUUUAACCUCCUCAUAUUAAUUUUUUUGUUUAUUCUGGCCGCGGGGAGCGCGUUUUGCCGGCCAGGAGCGCGCAGUGUGGCACACGCUGGAACAAAAACAGGCUCAGUGCAGCGCAGGCAGGUUUCCCUUUUAAAAGCGGCGGCAGGACAGUUACGGGAGUCCUCUCGGAGGGGGGAAAGCGGUGCAUGAGAAGAGACUGAAAAGAAGCCCAGCCCGGGAUAUUGAGGGAGAAGAGUCAGCGGCGGAACUUGGAUAUGGCGGCUGUGAAGACGUUCGACCUUCUCGUUGGAGUUGUUUUAGUUUUGCAGUGCGUGGGGAAUGUGCGAGGCGAGAUCACAGCCGGUAACGGGUUUUCUUACUCAUACGUGCAGGGGCAGGCAGGAGACGAGGAUGCAGCAGUGGACGUGAAGCUGUACAGCCACAGAUGGAGGAGAUGGCUUCCCCCGAAACCCCGUAACAUGGACAGUAACAGGGCCAGCCAGGAGCAGGACCAGGAGCCUGAACCGGAGGAGCCCGAAGGCUUCCCAGGCCUGCUGUCUGCAGAGGAAACAGACAACAGCUCCCAGAUAGAGGAGGACACAGAUCACAACUACUACACAUCAAAAACUUAUAGCCCAUCAGAUCCGAUGAGCAAGGACUUGUGGGUAAAUAUUGACCAGAUGGACAAGGACAAAGUGAAGAUCCACGGGAUUCUGUCCAACACACACAGACAAGCGGCGAGAGUUAAUCUGUCCUUCGAUUUCCCUUUUUAUGGACAUUUCCUGCGUGAAAUCACCGUGGCGACUGGUGGGUUCAUCUAUACGGGUGACGUCGUCCACAGGAUGCUAACAGCUACACAGUACAUCGCUCCUCUCAUGGCCAACUUUGACCCAAGUGUCUCCAGAAACUCUACUGUCAUCUACUUUGACAACGGUACUGCUCUGGUGGUGCAGUGGGAUCACGUCCACCUGCAGGACAACUACAACCUGGGAAGCUUCACUUUCCAGGCCACAUUGCAUAACACUGGCAGGAUUGUCUUUGCAUACAAAGAGAUCCCCAUUGAGGUGUCACAGAUCAGCUCUGUCAAUCACCCGGUGAAGGUGGGCCUGUCUGAUGCCUUUGUGGUGGUCCACAAGAUCCAGCAGAUACCCAAUGUGAGGCGGAGGACGAUCUACGAGUACCACCGUGUGGAGCUGACGAAGACGAAGAUCACCAAUUCUACAGCUGUGGAAAUGAUGCCUUUGCCAACCUGUCUCCAGUUCACCAGCUGUAGCGCCUGCAUCUCCUCACAGAUCAACUUCAACUGUAGCUGGUGCCAUCGGCUCAACAGAUGUUCCAGUGGUUUUGACCGCCAUCGCCAGGACUGGGUGGACAACAGCUGCCCAGAUGAGACCAAGGACAAGAUGUGUGACAUCGUCGACACCACCUACCUUUACCCCUUCACCACCACGAUUGUUGCCAAGACGACAUCCAGGGGCAAAGAGGCCACUGCCGGCAAGGAGACGCCCUCCACUUCCCACCCUCCCACCAGCGUCCCCACCGAAGAUGAUACCAAGAUCGCCCUGCAUCUCAGAGACAACCAGGUGAUGCCUGCUGACAGCGCUGUAGACAGAGUACCAGGCACACAUCCUCUCCACACCGGUCUGAUCCUGGGCAUCCUGCUGGUGAUGCUCAUCAUGAUUGCCGGCGUGCUGAUCACUGUCUACAUCUACCAUCACCCGACCUCUGCAGCCAGCCUCUUCCUCAUCGAGAGACGUCCGAGCAGGUGGCCGGCCAUGAAGUUUCGCCGAGGGUCGGGACACCCAGCCUACGCGGAGGUGGAGCCGGUGGGCCAGGAGAAGGAGGGCUUCAUCGAGUCGGAGCAGUGCUGAGGGAGGAGGGGGCGUCCACAUCCCCCGCCGCCUCCCCUCCUGUGCCAGCCCUCCUCCCUCCUGCUCCACAGGGACUUCUUCUCACCAGGAUCCUCCAGGAUCUGCUCCUCGCCGGAGGAGCUCAGUGUACACAAUGACUCGUUAAGACUGUGGAAUCGGCCCGUUGAGCACUAGAUGAGACCGGAUACAGCAGCUAGUGGCAUGAGGAAAGUGAGAAAACCCUGAAAACUGAUCCCAUUGCUCAGCUCCCGUUGGCCAGGAGCUGACCUGCCGGGGACAGAGGGAGGGAACAGCGUUGACGUCAUCGACUCGGUCUGGUUGAGAGUUUGUUCGGCUGCUGUCACGUUGCCAUCGAGGGAUUGUACAGCCUGACUGCCUAGACUGGGUGUGUCUGAGGGGGGAGCAGGGAGAAUUAUACAAUAUAUAUUUUCAGAAUCAAUACAGAUUACGUGAACAGAGAUUUCCACUUUAUGGUCAGUGGGGUUAUACAGUAUAGGCCUUUGUAUAUCCAUCAGGUUUUCAGUUCUUUUCCUAUUUCUUUCAGUAUGAUCUUUUCACAGGGGUUGGCACAUUUAUCUGUAUAGACCGUCGGUAUUGCUUUUCAAUACCAUAGCAGGCUUAAUUGACUUUUCCACAGCCGGCUCUAGCUGCGCGGUAUGACAUGAGCUGAACUGCCACUGCAAUCAAUCGCUGCUGGGAGUGAAGCUCAGAACUUUCAGAGUCGCUGUUGAAUUACUUUGUGAUGUUUGGCUGGUUUCAUUUUCUGAAAAUGAAAAAGGAAGAUUAUUUUUGUUCGCUGAGGAAAUCUCAGUGUUUUUUUUUGAAUGGGUGAUGGGCACACUCUAUCCUUCUCUUUAUGAUUUUUUUUUUUAUUUCUAUUUUUGCAUUGGUUUCAUUACUGCCGUGCCAUUUUGUCCCUGACUAGAGUUUGCACAAUUUUUUCCAUGCACAUUAUUUUUUCAUUUGACAUGUGGUACUAAUGCAAAAUUACAAGACAGGCGCUUGUGAGUGUGAAUAUAUUUUCUGAAGUGUAAGUGAUUCAUGUGUGUAUGCAUACAGAAGAGCAGUUUACAAUAGUGACUGGAUAUCCACCUGCUUUAUGGGUGCAUAUGUUUGAGCUGGCUCUGCACGGUUGAUUCCUCUUGAUUUUACUCUUAGGUAUCGUACACAGGUUGUGUUAGCCAGAAAACACACUGGUCCGAUUGGAGUUUUUAUUGAUUUUACAGUGUGGUUUCUUCUUCCAUUUAUGUUGCCGAGCAUUACCGGUUGUGUCCACAUUUAACACUUAUGAUUGGCUCAUCCAUGUCAGCGUAAUAAUGUACAUACCAAGGCCAAAACAUUUGCAGAUUCAGGUAACUCAUGGCAAACAUUUGUAGUAUAGCAGUGAUGGUACUGAAAAACGUUUUUUUAUUUUUUAUGAGUGGCCUUUUUUUCUCUACUUUUUUACUUAAAUGUGAAUAUUGUUCCAGUCGUCGCUGUCACAGAUCAGCACAGAAUUCAAACGCUCAUUUCUGCUGUUAAAUAUUUCAAGGCAAAAAUCCUGUUUUACACUAAUGAUUGUAGACUCAUUUUGGAGAAGAAAGAUCAACAUCCUGGAACUCUACUGAAAGAUAUAAAACGUGCAAUAUUGCAUCCAUUAAGUUCUACGCUGAAAAAAAAAUAGCCUAACAGUCAUCUGGAUCGUUUGUAUUCACACCACGUCGUCAUCACAUUGAGACCAAAGACUAAUCAGCAUCUGAGUGAGAUUUUUUUUUAAAUAUUUACCUCAACCUCCCCCACAGCCUCCACACCUCACUACUCAGCAGCCUUUAACCAGUAGUGGUAGCUCUAGUGGUUUACUGGCUAUAGCAGCCAUUUUAAACGUCAUAUAAAAUUGUAUAUUUGUCAGAAAUGAUUUUGCGAUACACUUCUGAUAACAGUCGACCAUUCGCUAAACCCCUUCCCUUAACUGCAACUGUCCAAUCAUAGUUUAGCAACCGUAACUAGGCACAAAAAGAGCACUAGUAUUUGAAAUUUGGGCACAUUUGUAGUAUUUUACUCAAUAAACAGAGCUGCAAGAGCUAAAACAUGAGGAAUAAUAUAUAUUAAACACUGAGUGACUGUGGUAAUGAAAGCUGAGACUGUUAGCAUGCCUGGCUAACUUACUAAUUAAAACAGUAACAGAGCAAGGCAUGUAAUUACCUAACAAUUAAAAGUUGCAUUAGCUUAUUGUCUUGCAGGUUGCAUUAAAAAAAAUGUUCACUCCAAACAUUGCCAUUGCUUGACAGCAGGUGCUGUGCCAAAAUUACCAUCUGAGGAAGCAAGUGCAGCUUGUGUUUCUUUUUUUGCUGUUUUUAUUGAGGUCAAACACUUGCAAAUACACAGAACUUUAUGUCCAUGGCAAUAGCAUUAUAUCUUUAUGAAACUUUUUGUAAUUAUACAGAGCAAAUAAAUUCGGCCAACGACAGUUGCUCUUUCAACCGGCAAAGUCAGCCGUCACCGGGAAAUUUGUAAAAUUAAUGGAAAGGCGAUAAAUUUGCCACUUUGCUAUCUUGUAACCUGCUAAUGUAAGAUCGCAGCAACCGUAACCAUGGGAACGGGGUUUAGCUAACAGCUGUUUCAUUCAUAACUUUUCAUCUGCUUAACUUAACACACUGCACACCCAAAGAUGCACCAACAAGUCAUGUACAAACACCAAAUUUAAGGACUCACUGGCUGUUUUAAUCCUUCACUCACACACCGUCAUUCACAACUACGCUGGUAUGGUCUCAUUGUGUCGACCACUCAGAGCAAACCCCUGCUUUUCAAAGCCUCUCCGAAAAGUCUUUUGCACAGCAGUGUUCAAAAUGAGAGCAGAUGGUUUAGUUAAAGAGAUCAAUGACUUCUCCAUGCCUACAGACAUAUUUUUUAAUAUUCUUAGACUGAUCCCUGUGGAGAAGUGCUCUUUGCAAGUUCUUGGAACAUCUGCUUGUUGUCCACUGCCACCUGAAACUGCAAGUGUUUUUAUAACCACUGUCACAAUGCAGUCAGAGAAAGUGGAAUCUGAUCGUAGGAACAGGAGAUUGUGUAGCAGCAAAGUCUUCACUGGCUUCACUGGACUUGACUAAUGGCUUUUACUCCCACUUUUAUUAAUAUGUUAUUGUAGAAGAUGAAAAGCAGCAUAGUGGUGUUGUUGAGCUAGGUAACUGCUGUGUGCUGUUCUUUAUUCUCUCAUGAGCUGGGCUUAACGGUGUUUAGUCACAGAUCCAGCAUCAGUUGCAGGACGUCAAUAUAAAGAAACAAGAAUUGGAGUUUUCUUCCAGCUGUGACCUUGUUUUAUCUUAUCACGACACUUCGUAGCACACAAUAAGACUCAAAAUCACACGGUAUCAUAGCUGUCUGUAAUUUCUGUAACUACUGUUGUUUUGAUUACAUUUGACAUAAUAAACAAUGUUGUUAAAAACA
Molecule: messenger RNA, 5399 nt
Organism: Amphiprion ocellaris (clown anemonefish)
Lineage: Eukaryota; Metazoa; Chordata; Actinopteri; Pomacentridae
Gene: plxdc2b
Product: plexin domain containing 2b
Exons: 14
Coding region: 381-1976 (531 amino acids)
Source: RefSeq, a predicted model, not a curated record